Molecule: messenger RNA, 2466 nt
Organism: Oncorhynchus keta (chum salmon)
Lineage: Eukaryota; Metazoa; Chordata; Actinopteri; Salmoniformes; Salmonidae
Product: gastrula zinc finger protein XlCGF7.1-like
Exons: 4
Coding region: 1-870 (289 amino acids)
Biological process (GO): regulation of transcription by RNA polymerase II
Molecular function (GO): RNA polymerase II cis-regulatory region sequence-specific DNA binding; DNA-binding transcription factor activity, RNA polymerase II-specific
Source: RefSeq, a predicted model, not a curated record
AUGAGAUCAGGAAACACCUAUCCCACCCCCUCCUCCCUCUCCCUCCGACCCUCCUCCCCCUUCACCCUCCCGGGGGCCCCAGGUCGUGCCUCUCCCGGUAGCGCCUUACUGCAGGGGGACAGCUGUAACCGUCGCUCUCUCAGUAGAAGAGUCAUAUCUGGGGAGGCUAACGAACAUGAUGCUGACGAGGCAGAGAACAGUCUCUCCAGAUCAGAACACCUCAAACACCAGCAGAGAGUGGCAGGGAAGAAACCUCACCGCUGCUCUGACUGUGGAAAGAGUUUCACCUCUUCGUCAAAACUUAAAACACACCAGAGAUAUCAUACUGGAGAGAAACCUUAUAGCUCUUCAGACUGCAGGAUAAGUAUUUUGCAACUAGGAAACUUAACAAAACACCAGCUGACCCACACAGGAGAGAAACCUUUUAGCUGUGAUCAAUGUGGGAGGAGAUUCACGAAGUCAGGAGCCCUGACAAUUCACCAACGAAUACACACAGGAGCAAAACCGUUUCACUGCACAGACUGUGGGAAGAGUUUUGUUCAAUUAGGCAACCUGAAAAGUCAUCUGCGGACACGCACACAAGAGAAGCCUUACCACUGCUCUGUCUGUGAGAAGAGCUUUUCAACAUCACAGGGUAAUAAGGUGCACCAGAGAACGCACAUCGGAGAGAAGCCUCACCACUGCUCUGACUGUGGGAAGAGUUUAGCUCAUUCAAGAAAUCUGAUAACGCACCAGCGCAUACACACAGGAGAGAGGCCAGACUCUCGCUCUGACACCAGGAAGAGUCCUACAGGGAAUCGGCCCCAGAGACGUCCAAACCAGCAAGACCCCACCACUGUUCCCAGUGUGGAAAGAGAUUUAUCAGGUUAGGGCACCUGAAACAACAUAAGAGAACACACACAGGGGAGAAGCCUUAUCACUGCUCCCAGUGUGGAAAGGGUUUUGGACACUUGGGGUAUCUAAAAGUGCAUGAAAGAACACAUUCUGUAGAGAGGCCUUUUCAAUGCUCUCAGUGUGAGAAGAGAUUUUUCUCAUCAGGGGACCUGAAAUCACAUGAGAAAACACACUUAGUAGAGAGGCCUUUCCAAUGCUCUCGGUGUGGAAAGGGAUUUAUCCAGUCAUCGCAUCUGAAAGACCAUGAAAGAAUACACACAGGAGAGAAGCCAUUCCAAUGCUCCCAUUGUGGAAAGAGUUUUACCCAGAGAGGUAAGCUGACAAAUCAUGAAAGAAGACAUACAGGAGAGAAGCCGUAUCACUGCUCUCAGUGUGGAAAGGGUUUUGGACAGUCAGGGCAUUUAAAAGUGCAUGAAAGAACACACACUGGAGAGAAGCCGUAUCAAUGCUCCCAGUGUGAAAAUAAAUUUUUGUCAUCAGGGUACCUGAAAUCACAUGAGAAAACACACUUAGUAGAGCGGCCUUUCCAAUGCUCUCAGUGUGGAAAGGGAUUUAUCCAGUCAUCGCAUCUGAAAGACCAUGAAAGAAUACACACAGGAGAGAAGCCAUUCCAAUGCUCCCAGUGUGGAAAGAGUUUUACCCAGAGGGGAAGCUGAAAGAUCAUGAAAGAACACAUACAGGGAGAAGCCUCAUCACUGCUCUCAGUGUGGAAAGAGUUUUGGACAGUCAGGGCAUUUAAAAGUGCAUGAAAGAACACACACUGGAGAGAAGCCAUAUCAAUGCUCCCAGUGUGAAAAGAAAUUUUUCUCAUCAGGGGACCUGAAAUCACAUGAGAGAACACACUUAGUAGAGAGGCCUUUCCAAUGCUCUCAGUGUGGAAAGGGAUAUAUUCACUCAUGGCAUCUGAAAGAGCAUAUGAGAAUACACACGAGAACAACCAUUCCAGUGCUCUCAGUGUGGAAAGGGGUUUAACUGGGUAGUGAGCCUGAAAACGCAUAAAAUGACACACACAGGAGAGAAGCCUUUCCACUGCUCCCAGUGUGGAACAAGUUUGGCCCAUUUAGGGAAUCUAAAAAUGCACGAGAGGGCACACUCAGGAGAGAAGCCUCACCUCUGUUCCCAGUGUGGAAAGGGUUUUGUUCAGUUAAGGGGCCUGAAAGAAAAUGAGAGACACACGUGGGUAGAAGACGCGAAUGAAGCCCUGCUCCAAUGAUUUCAAAACCAGUGUUUACAUUACCUAGAUAUGAAAAAACAACCAGUUGAAUAAUGGAAUGUAUUUACAAAUUCUUCAACUACAUAUCAUAUUAAGAAUUUGAAAGACAGUAUAAUAAAUACUAGAAUUAUUUGGAUGUAUUUAGAAUAGUUGUGAAUGUACUUAGUAGUUUAAAAAACAGUAACAAUAUAAAGCCCUCAACUCUACAACAAACAACUUCACAUGGUCUUAUUUCACUGUUUAAUCACAAUAUAAAGCCCUCAACUCUACAUUGGUGUCCCAUCUGGUGAGGCUUCUUCUGCUCAUCUGCUUCUUUCAGAUUUUUGACAAGCUUUCCAUUGUACCUGGCAGAGCAAUUG